GGCCCGAUUGAUUGGCACGCCAAGAUGUUUUCCGCGAAACCUGCACGUUUCACCAGCAUUCCGUUGCUGGUUUCAGCGGGUGUGACUGUGAUAUUGUUCCAAGCGCCGGAGUUGAUGAGCCGACAUCAUCAGAGAUUGAGGCAUGAUUCCGUGGCUUACAAAUAUUCGCCCAGGCAUCGCCCUGUCGCGUGGAAUCAGCACCCAGAUGGAAGUUGUCGUUCUUGCAUGAACUCUGGUCGACUUUUCUCUAGCCUGAUCUGUGGCCCGAUCAGAGUGUCGCCGUUAUAUGCGGCGAACAAUUGUCAGAGGCCAAAUCCACUAAUCGUCGGAGGACUGCAGGCAAAAGACGAGGAUUUUCAUUUCAUGGCCGUAAUCAAAACGUUCAACCAGUUCCAUUGCGGAGGAAGUUUGAUCACGACGAAGCACGUGCUGACAGCCAGACAUUGCGUUGUGCACAAAGAACUACACUUAUCUACUUUGAUACCUUCCAGCCAGAUUGAGGUUAUUCUGGGAGAACGUGACCGGAGUGUUUACGAAGGGUAUGAGCAAGACAAAGCCGUUUCUGCGGUGUUUGUGCAUGAAAGAGGGAAUGCCGAUAAACCCAAUUCAUAUGACGUGGCGGUCAUCGAACUACAAUCGCAUGCUGUCCUCGGUCAUUACGCAGACUCAAAGCGGUGUUUGGUGGUUGGCUGGGGAGCAACAGACGGAGACACACAUCAACACUAUCCUGAUAAACUGAGAUUCGCUGUAGUACCGAUUGUAGGAUUUUCCGAGUGCCAGGCUGCGUAUCCCGGACUCAUUGACCACUCUAUGCUUUGUGCUGGUUUGCCUCAGGGUGGACCCGAUUCAUGCACCGGGGACAGCGGAGGCCCAUUGUUGUGCAUGGACACCAGGAACAACCUGGUGCAAGUUGGCAUUGUUUCAUGGGGAGGAAAGCAUUGUGGAGCCCCCGGAUACUUCGGAGUUUACGUCAGAUUGACUUCCGUUAUGCCCUGGAUUCGAGACGUGGCUGGGGUACCUUGGUAGUCGGCAAAUUACUGUACCUCUGAUGCGAAUGAAGUACUGAUGGAGGCAACGCUGAAAAUUGAUUUUUCCGAAAUUUUGCGGAAACGUAUUUUUUUCCUUUAGCUGAUUUAGCUCUACAUAGAUCUUGAUUUAUUGGCAUGCAUAUAAAUGAAUGAAAGUUGACCGCUUUUGCUGGUGAUCUUAGCGAGAAAUGUAUUCACUUUAAACCCAGUUUUUAAAUGUGAACAUUUCCUCAGUACACCCUUUUUAAAACGUCUUCUGUAUAUUGAAAGUAAUUGAAACAGCAAUAUUCUGCCUUCACACAUUUUCCAGCAGUGUUCAUAUUGAUAUAAUAGAAUCUGGAUAUCCCUCGAAAGAAAUAACACAACACAGAACUUGAAUUCUGCUGAAAACCUUGCUAAAUUAUGCUUUAAAAAAUUGGAAGGUACGUGUCAACUGAACCACUAAGAAAACACUUGUUUUUUAGUAUAGCAUUCGUCUUCUGAACCGUUUUUUUCUCUGACGAUGGCUUCCGUUAAAAAUGACUUUGCUUGUCUUGAUAAUAUCAAUCUUUUGCAAUACAACCCAAAUUUAUACCAAGAGGUAAUCCAAAUCGACGCAUAAUGCUUUUUAAGAUCAAAUGCUCUUCAAAUUCAAAGAAUAUAUCUACAGUAUUCACAAAUCAUAGUUGGAAUAAAUUCAGUUUCAUGCGUCAAUUUUCUCAUGAACCAUAUGGAACAUUUUUUCGGAAAGUUAUCAGCCAAACUAACUAAAACGAUUCACCAAAGGAUACAAAUGAUUUAUGAAAAUGUUAACUCGGGCAGUAAUUAUGCGUCCUGUUAUUAUAGAAAAUAAAUGAUGG
Messenger RNA from Notodromas monacha, 1867 nucleotides. The record is from the annotation of a GenBank genome assembly. NCBI's taxonomy places the organism in Eukaryota, Metazoa, Arthropoda, Ostracoda, Podocopida, Cyprididae.